This is a messenger RNA of Bacillus rossius redtenbacheri, 10072 nucleotides long. RefSeq names its product sodium/hydrogen exchanger 3 (gene Nhe2). Gene Ontology annotation, molecular function: potassium:proton antiporter activity; sodium:proton antiporter activity. The coding region runs from base 89 to 3211 and encodes 1040 amino acids. The transcript has 18 exons. The record is from RefSeq and is a predicted model, not a curated record. Gene Ontology annotation, cellular component: plasma membrane. Lineage: Eukaryota; Metazoa; Arthropoda; Insecta; Phasmatodea; Bacillidae. Gene Ontology annotation, biological process: regulation of intracellular pH; sodium ion import across plasma membrane; proton transmembrane transport.
CAGUGAGGUUGGCAGCACCUACGCGCGCCCAGGCGCCUGCGCGGGGGGCGGUGUGGCGGGGGGCGGCUGGCGCAGUGCGAGGCUCGCCAUGGCGGGCUGCGGGCGGCUGCUGCUGCUCGCGCUACUGGCGCUACUGGCCGCGCGCGCGGGGGCGGCGCUGUGGUCCGUGCGCACCGUCGCGCCCGUCGCGCCCGUCGCGCCCGUCGCGCCGCGGGCCGCGAGCCACGCGCUGGCGGCGGAGCCCGCCCCCGACCUGGACUACGGCCCCGACGAGCCCCAGGAGGCGGCCAGCCCGCCCCCCGCCGCCCCCGAGCCCACCCGCCGCCCCGUCAAGCGCUACGAGGUGGCGGCCGUGGAGUUCGCGCGCGUCGAGACGCCCUUCAUCAUCGGCCUGUGGAUCUUCUGCGCCAGCCUCGCCAAGAUCGGCUUCCACAUGACCCCGAAGCUGAACAAGGUGUUCCCCGAGUCGUGCCUGCUGAUCGUGGUGGGCGUGGUGAUCGGCGUGCUGCUGUUCCACACCAGCUCCGUGCACGUGUCGCCGCUCACCCCCGACACCUUCUUCCUGUACAUGCUGCCGCCCAUCAUCCUGGACGCAGGGUACUUCAUGCCCAACCGCCUGUUCUUCGACCACCUGGGCUCCAUCCUGCUGUUCGCCGUGCUGGGCACCAUCUUCAACACGCUCGCUAUAGGUGUGUCCUUGUGGGCCGCGGGCCAGAGCGGGCUGUUCGGCUGCGACACUCCGCUUCUGGACAUGUUCCUGUUCUCGGCGCUCAUCUCGGCCGUGGACCCGGUGGCUGUGCUCGCAGUCUUCGAGGAGAUCCACGUCAACGAGAUCCUCUACAUCAUCGUGUUCGGCGAGUCGCUGCUCAACGACGCCGUCACCGUGGUGCUGUACCACAUGUUCGAGGCGUACUCGGAGAUGGGGCCGGCCAACAUCCUGUACUCGGACCUGCUGAGCGGCCUCGCCUCCUUCUUCGUGGUGGCUCUGGGCGGGACCAUCAUCGGCGUCCUCUGGGGCUUCCUCACGGCCCUGGUCACCCGCUUCACGCUCGAAGUGCGCGUCAUCGAGCCCAUCUUCAUCUUCGUCAUGGCCUACCUCGCCUACCUCAACGCCGAGAUCUUCCACAUGUCCGGCAUUCUCGCGAUCACGUUCUGCGGCAUCACCAUGAAGAACUACGUGGAGGCCAACAUCUCGCACAAGUCGCACACCACCAUCAAGUACGCCAUGAAGAUGCUGAGCUCGUCGUCGGAGACCAUCAUCUUCAUGCUGCUGGGUGUGUCCACGGUGAACGACAGCCACGACUGGAACACGUGGUUCGUCUUCCUCACCAUCCUCUUCUGCUCCGUGUACCGCGCCGUGGGCGUGAUCCUGCUGACGGCCAUUGUGAAUCGCUUCCGCCUUUACAAGCUGAACAAGGUGGAGAAGUUCGUGAUGUCAUACGGAGGGCUGCGCGGUGCCGUCGCCUUCGCACUGGUGCUGCUUAUUAACCCAAGCCACGUGAAGCUGCAACCCAUGUUCGUCACCACCACCAUCGCCGUCAUCUACUUCACCGUGUUCUUCCAGGGCAUCACCAUCAAGCCCCUCGUCAGGAUCCUGAACGUGAAGCGCGCCGAGCGCAGGAAGCCGUCCAUGAACGAGCGCAUCCACGAGCGGAUCAUGGACCACGUGAUGGCAGGAGUGGAGGACAUCCUGGGUCACCAUGGCAACCAUCACCUGCGCGACAAGUUCAAGCGCUUCGACAACCGCUUCAUCCGCCCCCUGCUCAUCCGCAACCACCAGGGCGCAGAGCCCAAGAUCCUCGAGACGUACUCCAAGCUGGCGAUGCGCGACGCCAUGGAGUACAUGCGGCGCAACGCAUCCACCAUCGGCAACAUCUCGGGCACCGAGUCCAUGUCAGCCAUCUUCCGCAACUACACUGGUGGCGGUCACCUGGGGGCGCUCAACUGCAGCACCAGCUUCAGCCAUCUCGACUCCAGCACGUGGAACAUCGACAUGCAGGAGUUGGAGUACAAUCCGUCCAAGAAGGACCUGACAGACGCCAGGAUACACCACCUACUGGCCGAGGAACUCUGCCAGCCCUACCGCCGGCACCGGCGCCUCAGCUACAGCCGCCACGCGGUGCACGACAGAGACCUGUCCACGCAGGUCAACUACCGCAUGCACAUGAACAUGAGGCGGCUGGUGGGCGAGCGACGGCACCACCACAAGCGCAGCAAGCGCCUGGGCAAGGAAGGCAAGCAGAACCACGUCAGUUUCCCGGGCAUCACGCAGAACGGCACCGCCAAGCAGUUCUCCCACGACUACAUCGACGAGGUGCUGCAGGAGGCUGAGGAUGAUGCGGAGGGUCUGCCGCGGCCGCCCAGCAAGUCCACUAAAGACGACUGGGACAGCGGCAUCACCUUCACAGCCAAGACGUCACGCGAGCCCCCCAGUUCCCUGCUGGCCCCGCCACCUCGCCCGUGCCGGGUCGUCACGCAGUAUUCUAGAGCCGCCGGCAGCCUCGCCGAUCUGCCCACAGCAGCUGAAGUGUCCUUACCCUGGCGCCGGAACCCCGACGGCGGGGACCCCAGUGGCGCAGACCUUGCCAAAAAGCUGUCCAAAGACUCGGAAAAUGGUGACAGCAGUCGUGUGACGACGCCAACUGCGACAGAGACGAUGCUGCCCUGGAAGAGAGAUGACGAGAGCGAGACCACUUGUCCGGUGAAGCAGAGUGAGUUCCCUGCCUGGUGUUCCAACAAGGAGUACCUGGCCUACAGCUCGCCCUCAGCAACAUUCCUCGGAGGCAUCGAGACGCCCAAGGUGGCGUCUGUGAUCGGCCUGUUCAGAAGAGAGAGCUGUGGCUCGGGCCACGACUCUCACGGCAGCUCGUCCGAGACUUCCCUGCACCAGAGCUGCGUGGAGUCCCCCCGAGCCCCGACCUCCGUGCUGCUCAUCGAGGACAGCUCGCAGGACGCGCCCACCUCGCUGGCGGUACCCGGCAUAGCCCGAAGGCAGAUGGUGGGGCGCAGGGGCUCCAUGCUGGAGCUGGGCGCCUCAGUCAACCCCAUCCCGGAGGAAGAGCUGUUCCCCGACCGGACUUCGCCCCCAGAGCGCCGCAAGAGCUCCUGCCCGCGCCUCGCAGCACUCGUCUCGUCCUCCUCGGAGUCCGCCGAAACCUCGGACGACGAUGCGGCCGAGACCCGCGCCAUCCACCGAACCUGGCGCAAAUAGCCCCGUGCCAAGUCACACCUGCGCCCGCGUGGUGCCCCCUGCCGCAUCUCGUGAGCGCUGACACGUGGCACAUCACAGUAAUCAGAGCGCUUACUGUACUAUCUUGCUAGGGAGACUGCAGCGCUGUGCCAUGUCUUACCCUGACACAUCUCGUGAGCCCCCACAUCACUGUAGUCAGUACGCUGACCACGCUACACUCAAGUGCCGUGCCAUGUCUCACCCUCCACUAGCCAAUGGUGGUACUUUGACACAGUCCAUCGCUAUUUACAACUUACAAUUUAAAACUGAAAAAACUUGUUUGAACAUCGUUUUCUGUCAAAUUAUUAUUUAAAAUGCUUCUGUUGCCGUCAGUAAGAUUAGCAACUCCAUCGAUAGACACUCAUUGUAAUGUUAUUUUGUUCAAAAAAAAUGUGUGUUAAUAUGCCAAAUAAGCCCGACAUAAAAGUACAUGAUAAAGUUCAAUUUUUUUUUUUUUUCGGAAUUUGGAUGUUAACAUAUUAUUAUUAUUUUAGAACUUUUAUUUUAGUAAAAACAUUUUUAAUUAUUAAAUCCAAUGUAAUUCAUUGAUUAAAUUCUUCAAUUAAAUAUGAUUUUACUUAAUCAAUAUUUUCUUCGCCACUUGACAAGUCUAUGAUGCUACUCAUUUACAAUUUAUUCUCUAAUUUUGAAUUCUAAUACUUGCUUUCUUAAAACUUGUUUAAGUUUUUCAGAGCCAGAGCACUAUCAUUAUCUUCAAAAUACAUUUCUGCUUAUAAAUUCAGGCACUUUUGACUGCUUGAGCUAGAUUGCCAUAUUUUUUAGAAUAAUAUAUUAUGUGCUGAUCACUGUAAUACUUAUGUUUAUCUCCCUGGACAGACAUUAGAUUGGUCAGAUAACUAUGCGAAGCCAUAUAAUCAGUGUUGUGUUGCUGUGUUGUACCCGGAGCACCAACUAGCGGAUUACCGAGCUCGAGUACACAUGAGAACUCGGGGUGUGGGUGACUGGCCACCUGGCAGGAGGCAGUGGAUGUAAUUCUCAACAGGGAUUCCCAAGGUGUUGGUCCAUUGGUAUGUUGUUAGAUUAGAAAUGAAAGACGGAAGUUCUGGACUCUUUUCUGGUACUAGUAACACAGCUCUCUACACAGUGAUAUCUCUGCGCCUAGCCUGUCUCCUUUGAGAUCCGGGACUCCUCCUGAUGCACUGUCAUAGGUUGUUCGUAUGACGAUUCGAAACUGACUUACACUUAUGGCUGGACACAUUGCGCUUAAGCACUGGUCCAGUUACUUAGCCACUGGUGCGUUUGGCACAAAUUACACGUACAAAGUUACAUACACUUACAGAUUUUUCCUAAGAGCCUAUUCGCGGGCAGUUCGGCAUGUAGUCGCAUAGACUGGGAUGUAGUUGCUAGCAUGUAGCGCGGACUAAGGGUUCCAAGUAUCUGUGUCAGGCACUAAAAAUAACAGUUACAUAAAUUUUACACGAACAAAGUUGGGCAUACAAUUACACUAGAUAGAACACUGUCCCAGAGGGCCCAUGUAGUUGGUCCACAUCGUGGGCGCACACAGCUUGCCACAAAGUCCCAUAUUAAGCGUCUACACUACACCUCGUUGUCAGACACGCAAAAUACAAAAAGAAAUACGUAGUAUGCAAUACGCAGUGUUGAUGUUUUAACCCGCAGGUUUAAUUUUUGGGCCAUGGGGCAUUUAUUGAGGCUAAUAGGUGAUGGCUAGUGGUUGAAGGCAGCGAUGGUCUCCACGGCCGCGAGCACAUCCAGUCCCGAUGCUGGCUGAGAGACCACUCCGAUGGCUCGGCGAGAAGCCCCGAUGUGACGUAUUCCUGGACCCGUUAGCACUCCCAUCCCUCGGUGACACGCCCUGAAGGAGGGACAAUGAGGCCUAACGGCCUGUGUGAGCAGGUGGAGCACCGACGGUUGUCUUAAAUCUAUUAAUAUUGAUGUAGCACCUUGAAAAUUUAAAGAAUCUCCCCUGCAUGAAAACUGUAUAUCAUUUUUAUGAAUUUUGUAGAAAACAGAUAUUACAUAAACUUUAACAUUUAGAAUAUAAAAACAAAUCGAAAUAUUUAUGUGGGGCCUCAUGUUGUUAAAAAAAUCAUUUAAUAUUGUCAUGAAAUAUUAGCCACUUGUAAGCACAGAUAAUUUUAAUUCUUAUAAUUUGCAAAAACCAAGUGAAAUGAAUAUAACUGGUGUAACAAUCAUUCAAAUCUCAUUCCUAUAAAGUUGUUAGCAUAGUUUAACACAGAUAAAUUUGAUAAAAUAACCAUUGUCGUCUGUGGUUCCAAGUCGAUGGCGCGACACACAUCUCUAGCAGUUAACUCGCAACUUGUUGGAUGAGGUGUUGGCAAUAGUUAGGGACGGGCACAACCUCAGAGCUAAAGGCUGGCACGCGAGGCAGGCGGCAGAUAGUACAGUGGCACUGCUGUGAGAAUGUGCUGCGAGCGGAGCGCAGGUUGGCUUGGUCUCUCUCUUACCUGCUCACUGCCAGGAGUCCGACUCCUGAAUGGCUCACGUUAACUGCUGUGAGUGCUGAGUUGCAGAAUGUGCCUCUUCCCGUGUACAUAACUAAUCCAGGGUUUAUUUAUAUGUAAACAACUGGACAUAUUAAAGAAAUAAUGAUGUUUUGGUCGUAAGUAAAGAGAAGAAACUAUGGUAAGAACCGGUCUGUGAUGUUGUCAAAGGCUGAGCUACCUAAACAAAACAAUGCACUGUGUAUUGGGCAUAGUGAGGGUGAUGAAAAAAGCGAUGAAGCUAAUUGCUUAAUGAACUUGCUUUUACAUGCUUUAGUGUAGAAGCUAAUAUAGUCCUUAGGCGAGAAUCUGAAGGAAACAUUAUUGUGAGGGUCAGAUGUAAGAUAUUCUUGUUAUUUUAAUAGUGUUUGGCCUUGUGUAUUCCAGUGAAAUUCAAUGUUAGUGAGUUGUUAUAGUCAUGUUCUUAGAAAUGACAACUGCAACACUAAGUGGACGAAAAUGGAAUAGUAAUGCACCAUCGUGUAUAUGUGAACAGUAGUAUUAUUAUGUGAUAAGUAAGAAACUAGACAGGCAGCACUAUAGUAUCACUUUUAAUGCAAUAUGUUAAGUCAAGUAUAAUUUUUUUGUCGAAACUAUAUACUAAUACUCUUAUUAUUAGGCUUUCGCCAAGUGGAAAGGAUUCCCCUCCCAAUUCCUGAAGACUUCUCCUUAAGGCCUUCCCUCCGCUUAAACCUACUAUCUUCCCCCAAGCCCAUUCCUCUCUCACCCAGUCCUCACCAGGAAUAAUUGCUUCCCUCUUUCUGUUCGUCUCCAUUCCCUCUGGAUCUCCCCCUCAUGAUUCCUCCUACCUCUAUCCCCCUUCUGUUCAACCUAUAUCCCAGCUUUCUUCAGCCCCCUUUCCCUUAAUCACCUCAAACAGUUUCACAAGUCUUACUACCUUGGCAGUGUGUCCCAUCCUAGCUCCAUCAGCACCGAUGGUCUGUGCAUCUCUCCCACUGCCGUCCCUUCACCACAUCCUCAUCACCUAUUAUAUGAUUUUAAAUUGGGAUAGCAUGAUACGAAGGUAUAGUCCAAUUGAUUAAGUCUAAGUAUAUUUAUUUAUUUUUCACACAUUAAUAUUGAAACAAUUUUCAGUUAAUGUCUGUCACAAAAAAAAAUUGAAACCUAUCUACUAUUUACACAUUUUUCUUGUCGGUCCGUGUCCGUGCACCAGUGUCCCCGAGCACAUGUCCGCCACUGCCGAUUCACAGCGUGUCCUGAACUCCACCACGCCUACAUCCAUGAGGCCUCCCUUAAUCGCUGAACCAUCACUUAUCAUUGAGAUCGAUGGCAUCGCUCCAAUUCAUUCUAUUGUAUUGCCAAUCCGAAAGAAUCACUGGUAUCACUAAUCAACAGACAACUGCCAUUGGUUAUCUGGUGCUAGUACACCUGCGUGGGUGCCUGCAUAAAUAUCUCAUAGACCUCUGUUCGUGUUAUUCAAUGAGGACCCAACAUCCAGAAGGCAAACGACCUCCGGAGUCUCCAAACUUGCCGAGUCAGGAGGGUUGUGACCACAGGGUCGCCGGCCCUGGGUCCAUAUUCCAGUGGUACCAUCUUGACAGGGUACAUAGGAGGGGAGAGAUGAGCUGCUGUAUUUCAGGCCAGUCACGUGGCCUCUGCAGGUAACUUCAGUGUCACACAUGCGAUAACAGGGCUGGUCGCCUCUGGAUAUUUCCUACAUUGGCAUAUGCUAGGUUGCAUUACUCACCUCAAAUGUCUUAGUCCAGGUGGUGGUUGUUCCUCGGAUUGUUGACCACACCACAGCGCUCCAGGCAGGCAUUGGGCUCGCACCAUUCUAUACUAUUCAUUCCCCUGCAGUAGUUGUGUGGGUCACUCGUCCCACGAUGUUGCCAGCGAGUUCGCUUUCAGUUCACUCUUUCCCUGGUGAUGUGCUUAAGGAUACGGCAGCGACCUCGUCAAUGCCACUCGUCACUCAUCCUGUCGGGCACCAGCGAGUGGUAGUAGCACUGCGAUGCACUCGCCAGCGAGUUGCAUCUGCCUCUGGUCCACUCGUUCCCGCAGCUGUGCCUCAACGACAUCAGCGAGCUCCUGGUCACAUGCUCGGCUGAUGUAGUUACGUCUCAGCAUGAUGUAUUGAUGGAGUGACGUAGCCUGUAGUUCGGUGUUGGUGGGUCGCUGUGCGCAAGCAGCACGAUGUGACUCGAUGGUGGUGGUUGAGUGUCAGGACAGUCCGCGCGGGCCUUGAUUGUACCCAGCCCGUGGGCUGUUUCAUAGUUGGUGGAUUGUAGAAAAAAGUUAUUUAACCGUCUGGGUGUUGAACUGACCCGCAGACCCAGACACAGGGUUGACCGUGUCAUCAAACUUGGGUCCAUUGACCCCCACUCAGGUUUAAAACAGAAGUUCAGAGGAAAACGGCAACGGGAGCACACCCCGUUACACUUUGUCAGUAGGCAGGUUUUAUGGUUUGAUUGUUAACUAGAAAAUUGUGGUCAGGUUUUCGGUAGCCCUCAUUCACAGGCUUGAUGUAACCACUGCAUUUAUCAGGUUAUGGCUGCUUGGGGAUCCUAGUGACAAAGGAGAUAUGGUUAAAACUGUUGAAUUGAUAAUAACUUUCAUAUUCAAAAUAUAAGCGAAUCCCCAAGGUGAACUCAAGCAUCAAAUGAAAAAUGAGAGCCAAAUGUCACUUCCUCAGUCAGUUGGCAUGAGCCCGGAUUGUAACUUCAGGAUAUCACUGGACUUUGACCUUGGUCAUUGAUAAUUCUAACGGUUUAAAAUUGGCGAAAACUAUUCGUAAAAUGUAUUUUACAUUUAAGUGACAAGUGUUACAUAAAUCUGUAUGCUAUGUAGAUCAAAUCUUAGAAUAUUAACCUACUUAACGUUUUUUAACUAAUUAAGUUUUUCAUUUAGACAAAAUCAUUGGAUUAUUUUUAUCAGAAUGUAUUUAUGAACAUAUAUUUGAACUUUUCCCAUUCAAGUUUUCUUUAGAUGUCAAGUUGUCAGAGAACUAACUUUCGAUGUGGCAUUAUGGCCUCAUAUCCCACUGUAGACACGAGUGUUUACUUAACUGGUCUAAUUGUGAGCUAUUACCACUAAGUCUCUCGAUACAAUGCUGGGACUCAAUGAUGCUAAAAAGUAUGUGUGAGUGUAUCUCAAGAUAAUUUGGUGAGGGCAUUUUCAGACAUAGUUUUUCAUAAAUAAUGAGAACACUGUGCACGCUACACGGUGGUGCAGACCGCAUUCCUGGUGCUGAGUCGCACUUGCAAGUCGCCCUCCUAGGGUGUAUACGGGUGUACUGUGUACUUCAUGCUGUUAACUGAGAUCAUUUUAUGUGUUAGCUCUAUUGUAAGACUUUCUUCUUUCUAUCUGGCUAUCAUAUUAAUUUGUACAAUCACAAAAGAAAAUAAAUUGGCUUUAUAGCAAUAUAAGUAAUUUGUAUUUGUUUUUAGCUCACAUAUGUAGUUUUAGUAAACAGUAGGUAAAUAUGACUGUUCAUUGAUAAAUAGUUAUAAAAAAACUUUUAUCUAACUGUUGUCUUGAAUAAUUUACAAAAAUCUUUGCAGGAUAAUAACUGCAAAAAGAAUAUCCUGUAAGUAAUGACAAAUGUUGUAGAUUUAUGAAUAAAAUUACAUUAUUUUACUCAAUUAUUAACUUAUAUACAACUGCUGUAAAUGUAAAUUUGUUUUGUGACCACAUGAAAUGUGCAGCAUAUUUUUUUUAGAAUUCAUUACUCUGUAACUUUCAAUUUUUGAAAAUAAAUGCUGAUAACUAGUUUAGUGAACGCACUGUUGACAUUCAGUUGUAAAUAUUUACAGUGUUAAAAUAAGAGUAUGAAUUUUUAUAUUUCUAUUUAAAACUGACUAUAGUAAAUGUCUUAUUUUGAAUGAAACAGAAAAAAGUAGUGGUGGAGUAAAACAAUAAUAAUGUGGGUAGUGAUGUUCAAACUAUUUAAAAUAAAAAUAGUGUGGGUAGCGAUGUUCAAACUAUUUAUUUUCUGUGACAGAGAUACAGAGCAAUUAAUUUUUGAAAGAAAAAUUUAAGAAACAAUAUACGCAUAGUGUUAACGUCUGAAACAAAUCUCUUAUUUCCACAUGAAACGCCCACUACUAACAUAACUUCAAUUUUGACACAAUGUUUUGAAAUUAGCAUUAAUAAUUGUCACAUUCAUAUUGUUGGUAAAAACUUUAUAUCCAUUUACUGCCUACUUGUAUCUAGGAGGUGGCUACUCUAAUUUCAACAACUCACGUGAUUAUCGUUUUACCAAACUUAAUUUUGCCGCUCCUUCUAAGUAAAUCUAAAUUUAUAUUUAUGUAGCGAUAUCUUUCGUUGUUACAUAAUGACGAGAAAAUGUAGGCAUGUAUUGAAAUGUUAUAAUAUGACAUAAAAUGCAUGAAGAAAUAAA